AUGCACGGCGCCGAUCGCUGCCUGAUCGUCGGGCUAACCGGGCGCACUGACCUCAACGGAUGCACGUGCACCCUGCGUGAGUUCAGUGAUGGACGCUGGAGCUGUUUGCUCGAGGUCGACGGUGAGGUCGUGCGUGUCCUGCCAGCAAACCUUUCCUUGAUCAGCGUGUCGCCCGGCCUCACAACGCUCCAGAACGCAGUGUUGGCACUCGAUGUGCCAGCGAUCAUGCGAGCUAUCGCCAGCUCUGGCUGUGACGUGAACGCUCGUACUCCGUCGGGCGGCUCAGCCCUGCUCCUGGCGAUCGAGAUUGAGCGACUCGACAUCGUUGAGCUGCUGGUGAACGCCGGAGCCGACAUCGCUGUGCUGAAGCCCAACGGUGCGCACGCGUUGAUUCUCGCAGCUGAGUUCUGCAAGGCGGAUUCGCAAAUCAUCGACUUUCUGAUUGCCCGUGGACUCGAUGGAUUUGUCAAUCGCCCCGAUCACCACGGAGGGACUGCGGUUGGGUUUGCUGUUCAGAACGGUAACCUGAGCGCUCUCCACGCACUGGUGCGACAUGGUGGUGACCUGUACGACACGGAUAUUCUGCGUCUGUUCCACAGCUCUGGCAACGGCGCCAUCUGGAGCGAUGAUCACACUGCCACGUUCAAGCAGUUGAUUCGGUGGGGGGCGGAUGUCGACGCCACCGGCGCGGACGGACUCACAGGCGUUCAUUACGCGAUCCAGAACGACCUUCUCAAGGGGUUCGAGCUCCUCGCCGAGCAUGGUGCCGAUCUGACCAAGCCGCAGCCCGCGUGCCAGGGCCGGACCGGCAACUCCCCCGCGCACGCCGCCUUCAUCCUUGGCCGCAGGAGCUUUUUGAAGGUGCUCCUGCAGUAUGGGCACAGUGUCAGUCCCGAUGAAGUGCCACGGCUCCAGCAGCUCCGCCGUGAGCUGAUUCAGAUUGCGCAAGAUCCUCCGAAGGAUCUGACGCUCUACGAGGUCAAGCACGGCGUUCAGCGUCUCGUUACUGAGCCUGUCGAGGUCGCGAAGUUUAUGGAGCGGAUGACGAUUCUACCAAAAGACCCAGCCCAGACCAAGAAGGCGGACGCGUUUGUGAUGCGCACAAUCUGCGCAAGCUGCGGCCAGUCAUCCAAGGACACCAUGAAGAAACACAUGGUCUGCAGCCGCUGCAAGGCUGUCUCGUACUGCAGCGUGCCGUGCCAGCGCGCGCACUGGAAGAAGCACAAGGCGGUCUGCUCUGCCACACGCCCCUAG
Molecule: messenger RNA, 1254 nt
Organism: Emiliania huxleyi CCMP1516
Lineage: Eukaryota; Haptophyta; Isochrysidales; Noelaerhabdaceae
Exons: 1
Coding region: 1-1254 (417 amino acids)
Molecular function (GO): protein binding
Source: RefSeq, a predicted model, not a curated record